AAACUGCUCGAACGAACCCGUGCCAGGCGAGAAAAUCUCCAGAGGAAGAUGGCUGAGAGGCCCAUAGCAGCUCCGAGGUCUGUGACUCCUGCCAAGCGAGCCAGAGAGCCGCUUGCAGAAGCAAGUAACCAGCAGCCCCUGCCUGGGGGAGAAGAGAAAUCUUGUACAAAGCCAUCACCAUCCAAAAAACGCUGUUCUGACAACACUGAAGUAGAAGUUUCCAACUCGGAAAAUGAACAACCGGUUGAGUCAGCUUCUGCCAAACCUUGUUCUCCGAGUCCUGUGUCCCCUCAGGCGCAGCCACAGGCACCUGCUCUGGCCAGUGAUCCCCUGCCCGCCAACCGGGCAUCGCUAUUGGGCCUGCAAAGAGCACCGAACUCAAGACCAGAAGUGACUGCAGCCUCCUCUGUUAAAACGCGAAUGCAAAGGCUGGCAGCCCAGCGGCGCCACUGGGACAGUAACGAUGCGACAGAUGAUACCCCUGAAAGCUCCCUCAUCUCAGCAGUGCCAGCGGAGGACAAGGCUCCCUCCCCCACCAAACCAGCGGAAACCUCAGCAACUCCGGUUGGGAGAAGGGGCCGUCUGGCCAACCUUGCUGCAACUAUUUGCUCCUGGGAAGAUGAUGUCAGUCACUCAUCUGCAAAGCAGAACAGUGCCCAGGGACAGCCUGGUACCACUUGUUUAUCCAAAGCUUCCUCUGCAAGCGGAGCAUCUGCUCACAUCAAUAGCAGCAGUGUUACGCAGGAAGCUACAUGCGGCUCCCAGAGGGAUGGCAAUGCCCCUUUGAGCAAGGCCCUGGCCUCGAGAGCUGAGGGCACAUCCUUGACCAAGGUCGUAGUUUCCAGCCCUGCGAAAACUUCUUCCCCUGUGAAAUCUUCUAUAUCUGUCACCGAUGCUAAAAGCUGUAAGGUACAAAAGCCUGAGCGACUUCCAAAAACUCCUGUUAGUUCUCUGAAAACAGAGGCAUUGAAACCGACUGGGAAGUCAGCUGAAUCCCAGACAGUUCGGCCCAGGGAAGAAUUAAAUAGAGAAACUUGUCUGCAGUCUCAGACAAAAGACAAAUCUACAACACCAGGAGGAGCAGGAGUCAAGCCUUUCCUGGAGCGCUUUGGAGAGCGUUGUCUAGAACGCAGCAGAGAGAGUCCUGCCCAUAGCACGCCUCAUAGAAACCCUGUUAUCACUCCAAAUACAAAGGCCCUCCAGGAAAGAUUGUUAAAGCAAAAUACAUCUUCAUCUACUACCCACGCAGCACAGCGGCUCAAGCAGGAACGUGAAAAAGAACUAGAAUGUCUCCGUGGCCGAUUUGACAAGGGCAAUUUAUGGAGUGCAGAAAAAGGCAAAAACCCAAGAAGCAAACAACUAGAAACCAAACAGGAAAUUCACUGUCAGAACACUCCCCUCAAAAAACACCAAGUUGUUUCAGAUUCUCUGUCACAUCCAGUAGCAGAAAAGGAAGAGGGGGCAGAAAAUCAGACUCCAGCGAAACCUCCCAGAGCAGAACCCGCAGGUUUCACUGACUGUGAAAUGAUGAAGUCUAGCCCUUUGAAAAUAACAUUGUUUUUAGAAGAAGAAAGGUCUUUAAAAGUAACUUCGGACCCAAAGGUUGAGCAGCAAACAGAAGUGGUCCGUGAGAUGGAGAUGAGUGUGGACAAGGCGGAUGACAUCAACAGUUCACAAGUGAUUAAUGACAUCUUCAGUGACGUCCUACAGGAGGGUGAGCUGGAUGUGGCCAGGAGCCAGGAGGAGGCGGGCCAGGCGGAAGCAGAGAGCAGUGAGGACCAGGAGGAUGCCCUGAAUAUCUCCUCCAUGUCUUUGCUUGCUCCGCUAGCACAGACAGUUGGUGUGGUGAGUCCAGAGGGUUUAGUUUCCUCGCCUAGACUGGAGUUAAAGGACAGUGGCGCACGUGAUGAGAGUCCAAAACCAGGGAAAUUCCAGAGAACCCGUGUCCCGCGGGCUGAGUCUGGCGAUAGCAUUGGCUCUGAGGAUCGUGAUCUUCUUUACAGCAUUGAUGCGUACAGAUCUCAAAGAAUCAGAGAGACUGACCGCCCUUCGAUAAAGCAGAUUGUUCGGAAGGAAGACGUUACUUCCAAAUCAGAGGGGAAAAGGAAUGCUGAAGAAAAGAGUGUCUUUCCUCAUCAGGUUAAUGUCAAGCAGAAGAUGCAGGACCUCAACAAUGAAGUGAACCUGCAGCAGACAGUGAUCUACCAGGCCAGCCAGGCCCUGAGCUGCUGUGUGGACCAGGAGCACGGGAAGGGGUCCCUGGAGGAAGCCGAGGCCGAAAGGCUGCUGCUCAUCGCAACUGAGAAGAGAACACUUUUGAUUGAUGAGCUGAAUAAACUGAAGAGUGAAGGGCCUCAGAGGAAGGCUAAGGCUGGUCCCACAUCCCAGAGUGAAUUUGCCCCAUCCAAAGGGUCAGUCACUUUGUCAGAAAUCCGCUUGCCUCUCAAAGCAGAUUUUGUCUGCAGCACAGUUCAGAAACCAGAUGCAGCGAACUACUCUUUCCUGAUUCUGCUGAAAGCGGGAGCCGAGAAUAUGGCAGCCACACCCCUGGCAAGCAUGCCUAGCUCUCUGAAUGGCGACGCCCUGACAUUCCCCACUACGUACACUCUGGAAGAUGUGUCCAAUGACUUUGAAAUCAGUAUUGAAGUUUACAGCUUGGUACAAAAGAAAGAUCCCUCGGUGCCUGAUAAGAAGAAAAAGUCCUACAAAUCCAAGGCUAUUACUCCAAAGCGACUUCUCACAUCAAUAACCACUAAAAGCUCCCUUCAUUCUUCAGUCAUGGCCAGUCCCGGUGGUCUCGGCGCCGUGCGGACCAGCAACUUUACCCUUGUUGGCUCUCACACAUUGUCACUCUCUUCAGUAGGAAACACUAAGUUUGCUCUGGACAAGAUAAAUUAUGAUGUAAAAGAGCGAGAGCUACUGGGCUAUUUGUUCCAGGAAAAGGUUGCCAUUUUUUCUUUGCUUGAAACUAACGAGCUUAAAAAUCAGUCCCUAAUUUUUGGCCUGUACUUAUUUGUUUCACUAACACUCCAGUACCUUCUUGGUUAUUUUGAAUAAGUAAGGACAUUAUAUACAUGAUCCCUUCAGUCUCUUACAGUUGGGCAUCUUUACUUUGCUUUCUGUUUUUUUCUUGCAUGUUUGGUGUUGGCUUUUCUCCUACAUUCUUUUUUUACAUUUAAAUUCUUUCCAAUUCGGUAGUCAUGUCAAUGUUGAUUUUUCUGGGUACUAAAAUACCAAAUUAAAUUUAUUCAAAUUGUUUACUCCCCAUAUAUUGAAAGAGCUAUUGGUGAUAUUUUAAGUGGAAAACUUUUUUGGUCAUGGUUGGCUAAUAGGCAUAUUGCUGUGUAGAUGAUGCUGUUUAUAAUUUUUAAAUUAAAGUGCAUUUAACACUAAAAUUAUACUAAGUACAAUCAUAUAUUUUAGAUUUUAAAAAGGAUUUUUAAUAUCCUGUGAAGAUCAAUUGUAAGCAUUUUGUGGAUAUGUAAAAAUGCUAAUUUAUAAAAUGCUGGACAGUAUUAUUGUAUUGUUAAAACAAGAUUUACAGAUUAAUUGAACAUAAGAACUGGGCUUCUGUGAACUGUGUUCCUUACCCGCUCUUGUCUGUCAUGAAGCAAAUGUGUAUGUAAGAGAUAUCAUUGAUUUCUAAAAUAAAAGGGAUUUCAGUGACACACGUUAAAUGUUUGUUUUUGUCUGCCAUUUUAAUUCAAAAUGUCACAAAUUAAAGUAUUUCCAUUCUCUUAAUAAUUCUUUUGAGUUUAUCACUUAAAUAGGCACCCAUGUGAUUGAGUGCAAAAUCAUUUAAUUUAAUUGGUUGUGUCUGAUACUCUAAAGCCUCUUUCUGCUUCAAAUACAACACAAGUUUGAUGUUAAUUUGUCCCAAAUGUGCUUUUUUGAAUGCCAGGGGGAACCAAAUAUUUGUUCCAAUAGCUUGUAGUUGAUGUAAAAGAAUAUUUAAAAUGGUUAAGUUUAGAUGUUUUUUUAAGUUGGUGGGAAAAACUGGAAGGCCUUUUAUACUCAUAUAAUAAUUCUAUUUAACUUUGAGAGAGUAAGCAAGUGUCCCAUAUCUUCCCAGAUACUAUCAGUACAAGGGAGUGUUGGCCUAUUUUACUGGUACCUUGACCAAUAAAACACCAGUUAUCUCUGAGAUCCCUUCAGAAUGGAAUUACUUUUGAGGUUAAUCCAGACUGUUUGCUGUGCAGAUGUAGGACACUGUUAACAGGAGAUUGCCUUCUUAUUUGAGGUUUUAGAUACCUGAUGUAAAGUCUGGCACUGUGGAAUUUAAAUUAUGAGUCUCAGUGAGUUACAGACUCUCAAGUGCUUUCUUUUCUUUGAAUAGAGAAUCCAAAAUAGUUACAGGUUUUAAAAAAAAUAGUCAUAGGUCUUAGUAUAUGUUUAUGGAUAAAGGGAGGACAUCCCACAGCUCAUCUUCCGACUUAAAAAAACCUCUUAUAUAUUUCUACUUUCCAGGAAACAGAGACAUCAUCAAUUUAAAUAGCAUUAGAGCAAAAAUUAGCAUUGUAGAAUUUUGAGGUCGUAGGAAGAGUGGUUAGGCAUCUGGCGUGCACAAAGCUAUUCUGGUUUAUGCCUUUUGCCCUGGUAUAAUUAUUAACAGUAUCCCUUUCUCCCUCAGAAAUAUUCCAAUGCAUGAAAAUUACACAAUUGCCCUGGUUAUAGGUUACAGUUUACAGUUCUUAAUAAUCUUUAAGGGGCAGAUGCCUUAAAAGACCCUUUUGUUCAACAGAAAACAGAACAGGAUGGAUCAUACAUUUUCACACUUCUCCAAACCCAGCUUGAGUAGUAACAUUGACUCCCUAGUGAAUAUUCUCAAUUCACUUUAUCAGGACAAGCUUCUAACCAAGAAUAUCAUCUACUUUCAUAGCUGUAGAGUAAGGGGGAAUAUUUUCUUUCUAUCUUUCUGAGAUUCUUUUUACCAGCAGCGUUCUUUGGGUUAAACAAUGAAAUUCUACUGAUUAGCACUGAGAGCCAAAGGAUCUUAAAACUAACUGUGUGGGAAAAAACAAGGCAAGGGAAUUUAUAACAAGUACAGUAGUGAGGCGUGAUGUUUCGAUCCUACAUUAUGGAUCCCUUUUAAAUUCAGAAAUUUCGAGGAUUGUCUAAUGGAAUUAAUCCAUUGAAAUCUAUACUUUUUGGCCAAGAGAAGAUUAAAUUGUUGGAAACCUUACAGUAAAAAUUUAAAAUCUAGACUAAACGAAGAUUAUUCUAACUAGGAUAUUAGUCUUUUUCAUUGGACAGUAGGAAUGACAGACAAUAACAUCAUUCUUUCUUGACCCAGAAGUCGAGAUCACUUUAAAUAUAUGUAUGUUACUCCUUUUAUUCUACUGACUCAACCUGUCCAAUUGGAUUUCUUAUGUUGUAAUCUUAAAAAUCUUCUAAAAUUACUGCAUAUACUUAAGCAGCUUUUAUAAUUUAAGAUACUUUUGACAUGAUGCAUCUUCACUAAUGAGUAAUAUAUUGAAAAGAAUGAUAUAUUUAAAAAUAUUUAUGUGAA
Molecule: messenger RNA, 5509 nt
Organism: Miniopterus natalensis
Lineage: Eukaryota; Metazoa; Chordata; Mammalia; Chiroptera; Miniopteridae
Source: RefSeq, a predicted model, not a curated record